GUUUAUUCCAAGUUUUCUAACAUGGACUUAAUGAUGUAUGUACCUGAUGAAAUGAACCUAAAUAAAAUUGAUCAGUUAACUCCAAAGAUCAUCCAUAAUUGUGAAGUACCAAAAAUAGAUAUAAAACAAAAUAUAAUGACAGAAGCUUCAUAUAAAACAAGAUUUUGGUAUUUUUUAUUUUCUAAACGCACAAUAGCUUCUAAAUAUCCAUUUAUAAAAUGGUUCAAAAAUAACGCAGCAAUAAACUAUGAAAUUAAUAGACACUUUCAAUCUUAUCCAUAUAUGAUACAUCCUUUCAGCAUUUUUCAAAUAUAUUGGAAAAUAAUAAUGAUUAUUACCGGUUUUAUAACUCUUAUUAUUAAUCCCAUAUUUCUUGCAUUUUAUAUGAAUGAAAAAGAACAAUGGUACAUGUUUAGUAAUGUGUUAGAUGGUAUUAUUUUAUGUGAUAUCAUUAUGUGCUUUUUUACUGGAUACUACAAUCAUUGGACAAAUAUGGUUAUUUUAAAUCCACGUAUAAUAGCAAAAAAAUAUAUGAAAAGUACUUUUAUAGUGGAUAUUCUAUCUGCUAUGCCAUAUCAAUUAAUUGAUUUUAUAAUAAAUAAAUCAGUUUGGUAUUGUGUUAUACUCAACAUAGUAAAGAUUAUUAGAAUACGAGCAAUCAUUGUUUAUUCUCGAAAACUCUGCUGUAUAUAUCAUAUUAAUCGUCAAAGAUAUAAACUAUUUGAAAUGAGUAUGAUUAUUAUUAUAUCUGUACACUGGGCAGCUUGUCUUGAAUAUUACAUACCACUGAUAGUGUCUAAUAUUUUUGGAAGAAACAGAGGGUCAUGGAUUGAAUCUGAUGCUUUAAAAGAAAGAAAAACAAAUUGUCGUAAAUAUCUAAUGUGCUUGAACAGAGCUACUAUUGCCCUAGUUUGUUCUACUCAUUAUUUAGACAUGAAAACACCAGAUGAUAUUCUAUUAAAUAUUAUAUUAUCAAUUAUGGGUAUUCUUGGUUUUAUUUAUAUUUUAGUACAGAUUAUGCAGUUUAUAAAUACAUUAUAUUCAACCACUAAAAAACAUUAUAAACAUUUUCAACAAUUACAAGAAUAUAUAAGAUAUAAGGAAUUACCAUAUAAUCUACAACGCCGUAUUUUAGAAUAUUUUAAUUAUUGUAGCAAAAAGAACUUUAAUAGAUAUCAACAUAUAAUCUAUCAAGUUUCCUCUUAUUUGCAAGAGAAACUUAUUUUACACACUUAUAUGAAAUUUAUCAACAAUGUGUCAUUGUUUCAAUAUAUUCCAGAAUCUAUCGUUUUACAGUUAAUAAAUGUGUUAAGCUCUGAAAUUUAUUUAGAGAAUGAUAUAAUAGUUAAAAUUGAUGAAGAAGGAGAUGGACUCUAUUUUAUUGCAUCUGGCACAGUUGCAGUCUAUAACAGUUUAUGGAAAGAGGUUUGUCAUUUAGAAGAUGGAGCAUAUUUUGGGGACAUUUUCUUAUUUCUGAAAACUAUGCAUCAUAAUGCUAAUAUUGUUGCAAUAGAAACUUGUGAGAUUUAUAUAUUAUACAGAACGAAUUUUCAACUCAUUAUGGAAUCUUAUCCAGAUUUAUUUAAUGUUUUAUAUAAUGAAGUUUCAAAAUAUAUGAAAAAACCUAAUGCCUAUGAUAGUUUCUAUUAA
Messenger RNA from Vespa crabro (European hornet), 1650 nucleotides. RefSeq names its product potassium/sodium hyperpolarization-activated cyclic nucleotide-gated channel 1-like. The coding region runs from base 22 to 1650 and encodes 542 amino acids. Lineage: Eukaryota; Metazoa; Arthropoda; Insecta; Hymenoptera; Vespidae. The transcript is spliced from 9 exons. The record is from RefSeq and is a predicted model, not a curated record.